AUGACGUCUAAGAAAAACCUAGCCCAGCGCCUCCUCAACAUCACCAAAAUCGCCAACUAUCGCAUUUCCCCCUCCUUUCAGUCUCCCAAUCCGGCAAAACCCAGCAUUGCUCCGGAUCCUGGAAACAGAAGAAUCUUCCCCCGCUUCUUACACAGGAAUUCCGGCCUCUCACUGGAGCUUCGGCCGCCGGCUGCCAUCAGCAUCCUCCAGCGGUUCCAGGAGAUGGGCAUUGCGUGGAACCGGAUCCGGUUGGACGGUCUCAGUCCACCGGAGAAACAAGAAGCGGUAGCGGGAGACGUGAGGAAGGUGCUGAGAGCUGUGCAAAUCGAAACGGUGAAAUCAAAGCUACGGAAAAUCCCGGAGAGUUGCAUAUCAUAUUCGGAGUUCAUUCAAAUGUGCGGCGACGACAAUUGUUCCGACCAGGAGCAAGCGAAGAGCGUGGCGCAGAUGCUGGACGAUUCAGCGUCAGUUAUUGUCUUAGGAGAUGUCGUCUUCCUCAGACCUGAGCAGAUAGCACAAAUCAUUCAGUCUAUGCUCCCUCAACCAGGAGUGAAAGCGUCGGAGUCAGCAAGAAAAGAACUGGAAGAAAUGGAAAAAGUGAAAGCAGGAAUUGACCAGAGAGCGAGGACCUUGGUUCGACGUGAACUCUGGGCUGGGUUGGGUUUUCUAGUGGCGCAAACAGCUGGGUUCAUGAGACUGACAUUUUGGGAACUAUCCUGGGAUGUGAUGGAACCAAUAUGUUUCUAUGUUACUUCCAUGUACUUCAUGGCUGGCUACACCUUCUUCAUCAGAACCUCCAAGGAGCCUUGCUUUGAAGGCUUCUAUCAAAGCCGUUUCAGCAGCCAACAGAAGCGUCUGAUGAAACGUCACAAUUUUGACAUUGCCAGGUAUAAUGAGCUCAAGGCUGCUGCCCCACCUGCACCCUCUUCAGAGAUUCACACAUCCUUUGUUCACCCCCCUGUUGAGCAAUUUCACAAAAGUUUGUAG
Molecule: messenger RNA, 987 nt
Organism: Sphenostylis stenocarpa
Lineage: Eukaryota; Viridiplantae; Streptophyta; Magnoliopsida; Fabales; Fabaceae
Source: the annotation of a GenBank genome assembly